Hippocampus comes (tiger tail seahorse) is the source of this 4155-nucleotide messenger RNA. Its product is annotated as disintegrin and metalloproteinase domain-containing protein 9. Gene Ontology annotation, cellular component: plasma membrane. Lineage: Eukaryota; Metazoa; Chordata; Actinopteri; Syngnathiformes; Syngnathidae. The coding region runs from base 460 to 2934 and encodes 824 amino acids. The transcript is spliced from 24 exons. Gene Ontology annotation, biological process: proteolysis. Gene Ontology annotation, molecular function: metalloendopeptidase activity. The record is from RefSeq and is a predicted model, not a curated record.
GGACCGGUUGUGUGUUGGGUCGCAGGGCGACGGCUGCCCAAUGGGACGUAUGUUUUUGGCUGCAUACACACGCCAAAAACCACCAGCACGGGACGGAAAGGACAAAAGAAACCACAAGAAACACCACGGGGAAUUCCUAGCCAAGACAAAAUCGCGCGUUCGGGAUUGUUCGGGGGUCUCCGCUCGGACACAAACUUCGGCUCUUUCCGGAUAAGUCGAAAGUGACGUCACCUCGGUGGAACGUUGUCGAAGUGUGUUCGCAGGUCGAACGGUCGGUUUGGUUCGGGUUCGAAUCGACGCCCAAAGGCCAACGAGACGGAACCGCCUCGCUUGGACUUUAAUGGCCACGCGGAGGGAGAACACGGCUGGAUACGGCUGAGGAGUGGGAGGCGACACGAGAGCUCCCAGCGACCGUCGGCAUUUCACGAAGGAGCAAGAGGUCGAGUCCGAAAGACGAAGAUGAUGGUGAUGGCUUUGAGUGGACGAAGAGAAAUGCUGCUGGAAAUCUGCUGUUUGCUGCUUCUGAUGACCGGAAGUGGACAAAGUGGAGACUCCCAGCAGACGCAGCAUCUGUCCUCCUAUCAGUUGACGUUGCCUCGCCCAAUAGGAGGCCGGUGGAGGCGGAACGCCGACGGCUCGCCGCCCAAUCAGGUGUCGUACGCCAUCGACGUGUCGGGACGCCGCCACGUGGUUCAUCUGGAGCGGAACCGGAUGCUGCUGCCUGCCGACUUCAAAGUGUUUACGUACGCGCAGGACGGACAAAUCGUCACGACGACGCCGGCCGUCCAGAAUCAUUGUCAUUUUCAGGGCUCUGUUGAAGGCAUGGAGGGAUCGUCUGUCGCCAUGAGUAUUUGUAACGGCCUCAGGGGCGUGCUGCAUCUCGACGACGACAGCUAUGCCAUUGAGCCUCUCGACUCCGCCCCCGAGCAGCACCUGCUGUAUCGCCUACAGGAUGUGACAUCGCAGCCCCGUGGAUGCGGGACGCCACAUCGCCACCACGGUCACAACCACACGGAAUAUACGCACUUCGGAGAGCGACAGGAGAUCCGCCAGCAUGGCAGGGUGAAGCGAGACAUUCUCCAUCGCACACACUACGUGGAACUCCUGCUGGUGGUGGACAAUGACAGGUACAACACCAUGAACAGGAACGAGAGCGCGGUACGCGAGGAGAUGGUUCAUUUGGCGAACAUCAUCGAUGGCAUCUACACGCAGAUUAACGUGCGGGUGGUCCUUGUGGGCCUCGAGAUCUGGACCAGGCAGAACCUGAUCAGCACGGAGGGGGUCGCCGGUGAGGUGCUCAGUCGCUUCACCCAGUGGAGAGAGAAGGAACUGCUGCCCCGUCGACGACACGACUCGGCGCAGCUCAUCUUGACGAAGAGUUUUGGGGACACAGCGGGGAUGGCGUUUAUCGCCACCGUCUGUUCGAGAACUCAUGGUGGUGGAAUUAACGCGUUCACGAACAACAACGUGUUCGCCUUCGCCUCCAUCGUGGCCCACGAGCUCGGUCACAACCUCGGCAUGAACCACGACGACAGCCGGGCCUGCACGUGCCCCACGCAAGCGUGUAUCAUGAACUCCGGCGCCACAGGUUCCCGAAACUUUAGCAGCUGCAGCGCCGACGACUUUGAGAAGAUGCUGCUGCACACGGGCGGCUCGUGUCUCCUCAACGUGCCGCGGCCCGAUGAGGCCUACAGCGCCCCCUACUGUGGAAAUGGCUUGCUCGACUUCGGGGAGGAGUGCGACUGCGGAUCGCAACAGGAGUGCGAGAGCGACCCCUGCUGCGAGUUUAAGACGUGCAGACUGAAGCCAGGAGCUGAAUGCGCCACUGGCGAGUGUUGCUACAACUGUCGGUUCCAGCCCGGCGGGACGGUUUGUCGCGCCAGCACAGAUGAGUGCGACCUGCCGGAGUUCUGCAACGGCUCCUCGUCUCUCUGUCAGAGCGACGUCUUUGUGCAGGUCGGNCAUUUGGUUCGAAACCAGGGGGCGUAUUGUUACGACGGCCGUUGUCAGCAUGCCGAAGACCAGUGCAGGAGCAUCUUUGGAGCCAAGGCCAAGAUGGCACCAGAGAUCUGCUUCAAAGAGGUCAACAGCAAAGGCGAUCGCUUUGGGAACUGUGGAUACCAAAACUAUGGAUUCAAAAAGUGUGAGAGCAGAAACGCUUUGUGUGGGAAGCUUCAGUGCGCCAACGUCCAAGGCGUCAAAGCCUUUGGCAUGGACCCGUCCAUCAUCAGCACGCCCAUAAGGGGCGCCGUCUGCUCCGGGGUGGACUUCAUGCUGGGCUCGGACGUGCCCGACCCCGGCAUGGUCAACCAGGGCACCAAGUGCGGCCGCGACAAGGUUUGCCUCAACUUUGAGUGUCGUAGCGCGGACGUCCUCAACAUUGACUGCGAUGCUGACAGCAAAUGUCGCGGGCACGGGGUAUGCAACAACAAUCGGAACUGUCAUUGUGAAGACGGCUGGGCUCCGCCCUUCUGUGAGUUGCCAGGUUAUGGGGGGAGCGUGGACAGCGGGCCCACCUGGAAUGACAAAGACCGGUCGCUGAGGGACGGUCUUCUCGUGUUCUUCUUCUUGGUACUUCCUCUGACCGCGCUGGCUGCCUUCGCCUUUCUGCGCAGGAAGCAGCUGCUGCAGUACUUCGGCCUUACACGCAGGGGGCGCUCUCCGGGUUACCGGCCGGACGGAGCACCGUCGGGCAAUCCCAGCAGAGGACCGCCUCCCAGGACUCAGCCGCCUCCUGUUGCCCGUGGCAACACCAACAACAUCCUCAGAAACGCGCAUAACAGUCAGCUUCUGCCGCCACACGAGGUGGUGCAGACAAGCAGGAGCACUACCUCGUACGCUGUGAGGCCACCGCCGCCACCUUUAAAGCCCAAACCCUCUGGCGCAGCUCAACCUCUGAUGCCUCAAAGAUCUGCCCCUGCGCCACCCGUAUAAGCACUUUCUGUAUCAGGAUUCCACACUGCCUCCUCUAGGCUUAGCCCCGCCGAAUGACGGCCAGGAAGCAAGAAACCAGGUCUCAGGCGGAUCUGGACCAAAAAAGAACUUGUCAGAAACCAUCCAAUCAGAUGUGAUGAAUAUUUAGUGGCGGCAUCACUCAUAUGCUGCCGGUGCUGUUCAGCAUGCUGGCUAAUUAACACUUUCUGGCUAAUGGCUAAUAACAAUCAUGCCUGAGAGCAGCUUCUCUCUGAUUGGCUGCUUUGAUGACAGCAAAACCAAAACCACUAUGGCAGGAGGGCGAGGUCUGCCUGUUUUCUGCUUGUGUUUAAUUGUUUACACGCGAUGCCCAAUGUGGAACGAGACCACUGGUACAUAGACUGAACAAAAAAUAAUUUCUUGAUCAUCACUCGCAAAGAAGUUUGAUUUUGAAAAACACCACUGUUGGGGCCGGCAUAGCUCAAUGGUAGAGUGGUUGUCUCCCAACCCAUUGCGACCUUGUUGAAGUGUCCUUGAGCAAAAUGCUGAACCCCCAAUUGCUCGUGAUGCUGCGUCAUCAAUAGGUGAAUGUGGUAACAGUGUAUGGCGCUUUGAUUACCCGAGGUAGAAAUGCACUAUGUAAGUGACAGUCCAGCCCAUUCACUGUUAACUUGUGAAAGCGCUUGUCUUGUCAUAAUGCAAUGGUUUAAAACACACACACAUACACACACACACACACACACACACACACACACACACCCACAAACUAGCCAAAAAUGUUGAUAAACUGAAGACUGCAACUACCGAUUACUUCAAUAAUCGAUGAAUUUGUUGAUUGUAUUUUAAAUGACUCAGAUGUUUUAAAAUCCCUCCCUUAGUGCACCAAAAUCAGAAUAGCUUGUUCAAGAGAUGUGUUUGUACAAGACGAGCGCUCAAGCAAACAGCGACUUGCAGAGUGUGCUGUGUGGACUUUACUUUCCUCCCAGCGCACCCUGUGCCGGAACAACUGGUGUGUUUGACCGUGCCAGCAACCAACCGGAACUAACAGGAAGCACCGGUGCCCUGUGGUGGCACUCGUCUGCAUGGUCAUUGGAAUGUCGAAUGUCUCAAAAAGUGCUCUCUGGUUUGGUGUGGUUGGUUCAAUGACGUUGCUCUGAAUCAGCUCUGCGAAACACACACGAGGACAACAACUUCCUGGCCACACUGAUGACAUCACACCGCCAAACUGUCCUGCCCCUCAAA